GACGGAGUAAAUAUUUCCAAAGAAGCUCGGAGCGCAAUAUCUCGAGCGGCAAGUGUGUUUGUGCUUUAUGCAACAUCAUGUGCAAAUAACUUUGCCAUGAAGGGGAAGAGGAAAACGCUGAAUGCUGGUGAUGUUCUCUCUGCCAUGGAGGAAAUGGAGUUUCAGCGAUUUGUAGCCCCUUUGAAAGAAUCACUGGAAGUUUACAGGCGUGAACAGAAAGGAAAGAAAGAAGCAAGGAAAGAUAAAGACAAGAAGGCAGACUCAGAGGAGCAAGAUAAGAGUCGAGAGGAAGAGAAUGAUGAUGAUGAUGAAAGGAUGGAGGAAGAAGAACAAAAUGAUGAUGAAGAGGUGGACAACUGAGCUUGCUGAUGAGAUGUGUGCAGGGGCUGGGUUUUAUUCAGAGGGCUAUAAACGCUGUAA
Messenger RNA from Pelecanus crispus (Dalmatian pelican), 420 nucleotides. Lineage: Eukaryota; Metazoa; Chordata; Aves; Pelecaniformes; Pelecanidae. The record is from RefSeq and is a predicted model, not a curated record.